UCUAUAUCUGGAAAAACAUCUUUUGAUUACAAAAGCAUCCGUGCAAGUGUCUGAUUGUGUGUGUUGAGGUCUUUUCUGACUGCAGGCCCGGAGAGGAUGUGUCACUGCAGACAGGUUUUCCCCUGUUACUCAUGGGCCUCUUUCUCGCACUGUCUCUUUAUGUGGGCCUGAGCGUUGCACUUUUGCAAAUUUCUAAAGUUAUCACCUGCAUUUGAGUGCAUGUUACAUAGUCUAUAGUUUCCUUUACUAGUGGGUGAGAUUUUUGUUGAUAGCGCUUACAGAUUGUUGUGACCAGGGGUAACGCCUUUUGUUGGAUAGGCCUAGUUGUUUUGACAUCUGAUGUACUAUAGUUUCGUUCAAUGAAGGAAAGGCUUCGGUUUGGUAAUGGGACAGAGGGUAAACCUGCGUUUAAGAUUCAGACAUUCACAGGCCUGCAUGGCAGGCUGACAUGAGAUUUCUCAUCUCGACAUCAAACCCGAUCAUCUCACUUCAGCUGCACCUAUUGUUCUUUGAAGAUGAUCCGCAUUCAUAACCCUCACCACGUGCCAUUUCUGCAUCAGACGGAGAAGCUCCGCCAGGCAGGAACCCUUUGUGACACGCUUCUCACUGUGGAGGGCCUUUCAUUUAAAGCCCACGCUCUGAUACUAGCGCUGGCGAGCAAACGUCUCAAGCGUCAGCUAACAAACCAGCACGGCCCAGGUUCAGGGUACUGCUGCGUUAUAGACAGAGUCUCUUCCCACACCUUCAAGCAAAUCCUAGACUACGUGUACAGCGAAUCGCUGGAGGUGCCCAAAGAUGAUCUUGAGGAGCUGCUGAGGGGUGCUGAGUAUCUGGAAGUGGAGUCUUUGGUAGAACAAUGUCAAGCACAACUCAGAGAUCCUGAAUCCCCAACUAAGACAGACACAAAAGUGUUAAAUUCCCUCCAAGAUGACAAAGCACACAAGGACACCCAGUUGCCUAAAACUAGCCACAAUUUGGAUGAAGACCACCUUGAUUGUUCUUUAGAAGAAGAACGUUCUUCUACCAAGAGGGUGGUCCACGAUGCACAUAAGAAGAGCUGUUCUCCUGUGUCUCCUCUGCCUCCCAUGUUCUCCAGAGAGACCAUCAUCUCCUCCAGCUCUCCGUCUCCAAGCCCUCGCCUCUGCUGGCCGCCGGUCAGCCCGUCUAGGAGCAUGGUGUUAAACUGUAGAGAAAUUAUGACCUUCCACUCCCUUCGAGCAUAUCCCUACCCCACACCCAUGUACCCCAUCCUCCACCACUCACUCCAGCCACAGGUCUCCUCCUCACUUAUGGGUUACACGGGGUUGCUUCACCCUUAUCACACUUUCAUGCACUCUCCUCCACUUACUCAAGACCGUCUCUUCGUUCCUGGUCUGAAAGGAAAGAACGGCACUAUCAGUGCAGCUUUAACGGGGUCCAUGUCAGAUGAUCAAGAGAGGAAGCCAAAGGUUCAAGAGGAGAGGGAGAUAUGCUGCAGACACUGCGGUAAACCGGCCCUGGAAAACCCCUGGAGGCCAACGACUGGGUCAUCAACCUCAGGUUCUGUGGAAAUGGCGCUGAGGUGUAAGUUCUGCGGCCGAAGUGGACGGGAUAGGCGAUCUCUGCGCUCACUCAGGAGGGGUGUUGGAGGAGAGAAGCCUUACCAGUGCAAACAGUGUAGCAAGAGGUUCAGCCUUAAACACCAGCUGGACACACAUCACCGGGUCCACACAGGUGAAAAACCAUUUGAGUGUCGGCUGUGUGGCCAGCGUUCACGUGACUAUUCGGCUAUGAUCAAGCAUCUGCGUACUCACGGCGGUGCCACUCCUUACCAGUGCACCAUGUGUCUGGAGUUCUGUAGCAGCCUGGCAGCCAUGCAGAAACACCUGAAGAAUCACCCCACGCAGGACUUCCCUCCAGACUGGAGCCUGAGCAGCACGUACCUGUACAACUGCCACACCUGAGCCCUGUGCGAUAAAGCAUGUAGAUAUGGAAGAUUUUAUACUGAUUUGAUAUUUUUAAUACUUUUAUUAAUCUAUUUUGAAGCCAUUAUAUAAAUAUGAUAAUAUAUUUAAUAUAUAUACAAAGGACAUUUAUGCCAGUUGAUCUUUGUUUUUUGAAGACGUCUAGUUGGGUGAAUACUCCACUCACCAAUUAAGAUGAAGUAGACUUAAUUUGCCAAUGCUUAUAACUUUCCCUGUGAAAUAUCAUCACAAUAGCAUAAAAAAAAUAUUUGUUUGUUUAUUUAUUGAGCUGGUCAAAUCUGUACCAUUUAUCUAAGCACUCACUAUGUGAUCUAUUUACACACUGUAUUCAAUCUUUUAAUAAAAGCAUUAUGGUCAAAAUA
Molecule: messenger RNA, 2326 nt
Organism: Cyprinus carpio (common carp)
Lineage: Eukaryota; Metazoa; Chordata; Actinopteri; Cypriniformes; Cyprinidae
Biological process (GO): regulation of transcription by RNA polymerase II
Cellular component (GO): nucleus
Molecular function (GO): RNA polymerase II cis-regulatory region sequence-specific DNA binding; DNA-binding transcription factor activity, RNA polymerase II-specific; protein binding
Source: RefSeq, a predicted model, not a curated record